GGCCGGGCCCCGUCUUCCGGUUCCGGGCACGGAGGCGGACAGCAAGGGGGCGGGAGUUAAAAUGAAGCACAUCAAUUUGUCCUUUGCUGCCUGUGGGUUCCUGGGCAUCUACCACUUGGGGGCAGCGUCUGCCCUCUGCAAGCACGGCAGGAAGCUGCUGAAGGACGUGAAGGCCUUCGCGGGCGCGUCCGCGGGCUCCUUGGUGGCCAUGGUCCUGCUCAUGGCACCGCAGAAAUUAGAGGAAUGUAAAGCGUUCACCUACACGUUUGCCGAAGAAAUCCGCAGGCAGUCCUUUGGGGCCGUGACGCCCGGCUGCGACUUCAUGGCCCGACUCAGGUGUGGGAUGGAGAACAUCCUCCCCACCAACGCCCACCAGCUGGCCCACCGCGGCCUGCACGUGUCCAUCACCAACACCAGCACCAGGCAGAACUACUUGGUGUCCAGCUUCAGCUCCCGGGAGGAAUUCAUCAAGGCAGAAAAGUGAGUGAUCGGUGCUCAGUGAUCCAGGCACUAGUGGACCGGCGAG
This is a messenger RNA of Sorex araneus (European shrew), 526 nucleotides long. Its product is annotated as patatin-like phospholipase domain-containing protein 4. The record is from RefSeq and is a predicted model, not a curated record. The transcript has 5 exons. NCBI's taxonomy places the organism in Eukaryota, Metazoa, Chordata, Mammalia, Eulipotyphla, Soricidae. Gene Ontology annotation, cellular component: cytoplasm; membrane; lipid droplet. Gene Ontology annotation, molecular function: triacylglycerol lipase activity. Bases 62 to 484 code for a protein of 140 amino acids. Gene Ontology annotation, biological process: lipid homeostasis; triglyceride catabolic process.